Molecule: messenger RNA, 1080 nt
Organism: Dioscorea cayenensis subsp. rotundata (Guinea yam)
Lineage: Eukaryota; Viridiplantae; Streptophyta; Magnoliopsida; Dioscoreales; Dioscoreaceae
Product: protein CIA1-like
Biological process (GO): iron-sulfur cluster assembly
Cellular component (GO): cytosolic [4Fe-4S] assembly targeting complex
Molecular function (GO): protein binding
Source: RefSeq, a predicted model, not a curated record
UUCUGGGUGCCGGCGAUGGAUUUGAUGGAUGGGAAGCUGGAGCUGAGGGAGACUCAGAAGCUCGAGGGGCACAGCGAUAGAGUGUGGAGCUUGGCGUGGAAUCCGGUAACGGGAACCGGUGGGGUGUUGGCUAUGCUCGCCUCCUGCAGCGGCGAUAAGACCGUCAGGAUCUGGCAACAGGGAUCCUCUAAAUCAUUUGACUGCACGGCUGUUCUUGAAGAUACUCAUACACGGACUGUUCGCUCGUGGGCAUGGUCACCUAGUGGCAAGUUGUUGGCAACAGCAAGCUUUGACGCCACAACUGGAAUAUGGCAGCAGAUUGGUUCUGAUUUCGAAUGUGUUGCAACGUUGGAGGGCCAUGAAAAUGAGGUCAAGAGUGUUGCAUGGAAUGCUUCUGGGUCCCUGAUUGCAACGUGUGGUCGGGAUAAAUCUGUUUGGAUAUGGGAAAUGCAAUCUGGUAAUGAAUUUGAAUGUAUUUCAGUGUUACAAGGUCAUACACAGGAUGUUAAGAUGGUGCUAUGGCAUCCUUUCGUUGAUGUUCUGGUUUCUGUCAGUUAUGACAACUCUAUCAAGGUUUGGGUGGAGGAUGGCGAUGAUGAUUGGCAUUGUGUGCAAUCUUUAGGUGAAGCUGGCAGUGGUCAUACAUCUACAGUUUGGGCAUCAUCCUUCAGUGAGUGUGGAAAUAGAAUGGUGACUUGCAGUGAUGAUCUUACCUUGAAGAUAUGGGAUACCAGUGGAAAUCCAUCUCAGACAAGUGGUGAUGGCUAUGUACCAUGGCAGCAUAUCUGUACUCUCUCUGGAUAUCAUGGUCGGACCAUAUUUUCUGUGAGUUGGUCAAGUGAGGGUGUAAUUGCUAGUGGAGCAGGUGAUGAUGCUUUACGUCUUUUUGUUGCGAACAAGGACAAUCUGGUUGAUGGGCCAUCUUAUAGCAUGCUGCUGAAGAAGGAAAAGGCUCAUGCUAUGGAUGUAAACUCAGUGCAGUGGAAUCCAAAGGAUCCACAAGUUUUAGCUUCAGCAAGUGAUGAUGGAUCAGUCAAAAUAUGGGAACUUGUAGAUGUUUCUCAGUGAUGCUCAAGUUUU